Molecule: messenger RNA, 8751 nt
Organism: Saimiri boliviensis boliviensis (Bolivian squirrel monkey)
Lineage: Eukaryota; Metazoa; Chordata; Mammalia; Primates; Cebidae
Source: RefSeq, a predicted model, not a curated record
GCCGAAAGGUUUGAGUUUGAAGACAGGCGGGAAGAUGGCAGCACCCGUCGGCAGGCCGGGGUUCUCCCGAGUGGGAGGACGCUGGGACUGUGGCCUGCUCUGAUCGUCCGAGAAGGGUUUGCCAUGAAUCUUCUGCGUCGGAGUGGGAAACGGCGGCGUUCAGAGUCAGACUCAGAUUCGUUGUCGGGAAGCAGCGGUGACAGCAGUGCCAGCCCCCAGCUCCUCUCCCGGACCGUGCUGAGCCCGCCGCCGGGCCUGGGUCGCUGCCUGAAGGACCGCGGCCGUCAGUCAGCCGCCACCGCAGGAGAAUGCAAGCCUACAGCUCCCGACUGCCAAAUAGACAAGCUACUGUUGGUAAAUUGGGGACUUCCUAAAGCAGUUCUGGAGAAAUACCACAGUUUUGGUGUAAAAAAGAUGUUUCAAUGGCAGGCAGAGUGCCUUUUGCUCGGACAAGUCCUGGAAGGAAAGAAUUUAGUCUAUUCAGCUCCUACAAGUGCUGGGAAGACUCUCGUGGCAGAAUUACUUAUUUUGAAGCGGGUUUUGGAAAUGCGGAAGAAAGCUUUGUUUAUUCUUCCCUUUGUUUCUGUGGCUAAAGAGAAGAAAUACUAUCUCCAGAGUCUGUUUCAGGAAGUCGGAAUAAAAGUAGACAGUUAUAUGGGCCGCAUCUGUCCAGCAAGGCAUUUCUCUUCCUUGGAUGUUGCAGUCUGCACAAUUGAAAGAGCCAAUGGUCUGAUCAGUCGCCUUAUAGAGGAAAAUAAGAUGGAUCUGUUAGGAAUGGUUGUUGUGGAUGAAUUACAUAUGCUGGGAGACUCUCACCGAGGGUAUCUGCUGGAACUUUUGCUGACCAAGAUUUGCUGUAUUACUCGGAAAACAGCAUCUUCUCAGGCAGAUUUAGCUAGUUCUCUGUCUAAUGCUGUGCAAAUUGUUGGCAUGAGUGCUACCCUUCCUAAUUUGGAGCUUGUGGCUUCCUGGUUGAAUGCUGAACUCUACCAUACUGACUUUUGUCCUGUACCGCUUUUGGAGUCAGUAAAAGUUGGAAAUUCCAUAUAUUCCUCUUCAAUGAAAUUUGUGAGGGAAUUUGAACCCAUGCUACCAGUGAAGGGAGAUGAGGACUAUGUUGUUAGUUUAUGUUAUGAGACAAUUCGUGAUAACCAUUCAGUAUUACUUUUUUGUCCAUCAAAGAAAUGGUGUGAGAAGCUGGCAGAUAUCAUUGCUCGAGAGUUUUAUAAUCUACAUCAUCAAGCUGAGGGAUUGGUGAUAUCCUCAGAAUUCCCACCAGUAAUUCGGGAACAAAAAGACCUCCUGGAAGUGAUGGAUCAGUUAAGACGUUUGCCUUCAGGACUGGACUCUGUAUUACAGAAAACUGUACCAUGGGGAGUAGCAUUUCAUCAUGCAGGUCUUACUUUUGAGGAGAGGGAUAUCAUUGAAGGAGCCUUUCGUCAAGGUCUCAUUCGGGUCUUGGCAGCAACUUCUACUCUUUCUUCUGGGGUGAAUUUACCUGCACGUCGUGUGAUUAUUCGAACUCCUAUUUUCGGUGGUCGACCUCUAGAUAUUCUUACUUAUAAGCAGAUGGUUGGUCGUGCUGGCAGGAAAGGAGUAGAUACCAUAGGUGAGAGUAUCUUAAUUUGUAAGAACUCUGAGAAAUCAAAAGGCAUAGCUCUCCUUCAGGGAUCUCUAAAGCCUGUUUGCAGCUGUCUGCAAAGACGAGAAGGAGAAGAAGUAACUGCCAGCAUGAUACGAGCUAUUCUGGAGAUAAUAGUUGGUGGAGUGGCAAGUACAUCACAAGAUAUGCAUACUUACGCUGACUGUACGUUUUUGGCUGCAAGUAUGAAGGAAGGGAAGCAAGAAAUUCAGAAAAAUCAAGAGUCUGCUCAGGUUGAAGCAAUUGAGGCCUGUGUCAUGUGGCUGUUAGAAAAUGAAUUCAUCCAGAUUACAGAAGCCAGUGAUGGAACAGAAGGAAAGGUGUAUCAUCCAACACAUCUUGGUUCGGCUACUCUUUCUUCUUCACUUUCUCCAGCUGAUACUUUAGAUAUUUUUGCUGACCUGCAAAGAGCAAUGAAGGGCUUUGUUUUAGAGAAUGAUCUUCAUAUUGUCUACCUGGUUACGCCUGUGUUUGAGGAUUGGACUACUAUUGAUUGGUAUCGAUUUUUCUGUUUAUGGGAGAAGUUGCCAACUUCUAUGAAAAGGGUAGCAGAGCUAGUGGGAGUUGAAGAGGGGUUCUUGGCUCGCUGUGUGAAAGGAAAAGUAGUAGCCAGAACUGAGAGACAGCACCGACAAAUGGCCAUCCAUAAAAGGUUUUUCACCAGUCUUGUGCUAUUAGAUUUAAUCAGUGAAGUUCCCUUAAGGAAAAUUAUUCAAAAAUAUGGAUGCAAUCGUGGGCAGAUUCAAUCUUUGCAACAGUCGGCUGCUGUUUAUGCAGGGAUGAUUACAGUAUUUUCCAACCGUCUGGGCUGGCACAACAUGGAACUACUUCUUUCCCAAUUUCAGAAGCGUCUUACAUUUGGCAUCCAGAGGGAGCUGUGUGACCUGAUUCGGGUAUCCUUACUGAAUGCUCAGAGUGCCAGGGUUCUCUAUGCUUCUGGCUUUCUUACAGUGGCAGACCUUGCUAGAGCAAAUAUUGCAGAGGUGGAGGUGAUUCUGAAAAAUGCUCUGCCUUUCAAAAGUGCCCGGAAGGCAGUGGAUGAGGAAGAGGAAGCAGUUGAAGAACGUCGGAAUAUGCGAACUAUCUGGGUGACUGGCAGAAAAGGUUUAACUGAAAGGGAAGCAGCAGCCCUUAUAGUGGAAGAAGCCAGAAUGAUUCUGCAGCAGGACUUGGUUGAAAUGGGAGUGCAAUGGAAUCCAUAUGCAUAUUCUAGUACAUGUUCAUUGACUCAUAGUGAGUCAGAAGUAAAGGAACACACAUUUAUAUCCCAAACUAAGAGUUCUUAUAAAAAAUUAACAUCAAAGAACAAAAAUAACACAAUAUUUAUUGAUUCUUAUAUUAAGCAUUCACCAAAUAUAGUGCAAGACUUAAAUAAGAGUAGAGAGCAUACAAGUUCCUUUAAUUUUAAUUUCCAGGAUAGGAAUCAAAAACAUCAGAGACAUUCCAUUUUCAGAGCAAGAAAACGGGCUUCUUUGGAUAUAAAUAAAGAGAAGCCAGGAGCCUCUCAGAAUGAGGGGGAAACAAGCAUUAAGAAUGUUGUUCAAACUUUUUCAGAGAAAACAAAAAAGGCACCUUUGAAUUUCAGUUCAGAAAAGAUGAGUAGAAAUUUUCAGUCUUGGAAACACAGAAAGCGUCUAAAGCAAUCCAGGCACAGCAGCCCCCUGAAAGUCUCUGGAGCGUGUAGAAUCAAUUUACAGGGACACACUCUGUCUAAUUCUAUGCUUUGUGAAGACUCAUUUAGCUUAGAUGAAAAGAAUACAGAAUGUAGAAGUUCAGGGCCAUUUGCUAAAAACAUGUAUUUGAGUGGUGUGGGAAAAGAUGACAAAACAUCAUUCGCAUUACAAAUAAAGCAAAGUUGUUCACUAACUAAUGAUAAUUUUGUGAAACAUUUCAUCUCAGGAUCUCAGAGUAAAAAUGGGACCUGUCAGGCCACUAGUGUGGUUAGUGAAAAAGGCAGAGGCGAAGCUGUUGAGGUGGAAAAAAUAAAUGAAGUGGUGAUACAAAAUGAUUCAAAAAACCAGAAUGUUUAUGUGAAACACCAUGACACCCAUCCUAUUAACCGAUACCCUCCAAAGCAGUCUAAUGAACAGACAAGCACUUUUACCAAACAGAAAAAUAUAAUAGAGAAACAAAUGCCCUGUGAGGCAGUCAGUAGUUAUAUAAAUGGAGACUUAAAUGUUACUACUGUCAGUUGUGAAAGGAUAAAGCUUAAUACAGAGGAAAAUAAUCCAAGUGAUUUUCAGGCAUUAGGAGAUGAUAUAAGCAGAACUGAAAUACCCAGUGGAGUAUUUCUAUCAACUGGAGCACUUAGCAAAUCAGGAGGCCAGCGUGAGAAUUUUCUAAAUAUUUCUAGACUACAAGAAAAAACAGGUGAUUAUACAACAAACAAAACUAAAAAUAAUGCUGCUGACUCAGCUUUAGUCCUCUGUGGUUUUGAAGAUAGUUUCUACCUGGAUUCUCAGUCAGAGAAAAUAAUACAACAGAUGGCAACUGAAAGUGCCAAACUAGGAGCAGAGGACACCAGCCUGGCAGCAGGGAUAAUGCAGAAGAGCUUAGUCAAACAGAACUCAAUGAACUCUUUUCAGAAUGAGUGUCACAUUACUUUUCCUGCUGAGCAGCAUCCUCUAGGAGUGAAAAAGAUAGAUCAUUUGAACCUUAAGACUGUAGGUCCUAUGAAACAAAGCACUGAUUCACAUGGGGUUGAGAUCCUGACUCCAGAAAGCCCAAUUUUUCAUUCUCCGAUAUUAUUGGAGGAAAAUGGUCUUUGUUUUAAAAACAAUGAACUUUCUGUUACUGAUUCCCAAUUAAAUAGUUUCCUUCAAGUUUAUCAAACACAAGAAACUGUGAAACCAGUUACACCUCUGGUUCCCCAAAAGAGAACUCCCACUGGUAUAGAAGGAGAAUGUCUUCCAGUUCCUGAAACAAGUUUGAACAUGAGUGAUAGUUUACUAUUUGACAGUUUCAGUGAUGACUAUCUAGUAAAAGAACAACUACCUGAUGUGGAAACGAAAAAAACCCUUCCUUCAAAAGUAACAUCAAACCAUUUUAGUGAUUCUCUGUGUCUACAACAAGAAGACCUAAUUAAAAAAUCAAAUGUAAAUGACAAUCAAGACACCCACCAGCAGUUGACUUUUUCCAAUGAUGAAUCUAUUAUAUUUUCAGAAAUGGAUUCUGUUCAGAUGGUUGAAGCUUUGGACAGUGUGGAUAUAUUUCCCAUACAAGAGAAACAUUGUACUGUAGUAUCUCCUAGAGCGUUAGGACUGAGUGAUCCAGUACUUGAUGAGCACCACCAAGGUGAUCAAGAUGGAGGAGAUCAAGAUGAAAGGGCUGAAAAAUCAAAAUUAACUGGGACCAGGCAAAGUAAUUCAUUCAUGUGGUCAGGGUCAUCAUUUGAUUUAAGUCCAGGACUGCAAAUGAUUUUAGAUAAAGUGUCCAGUCCUCUAGAAAAUGAAAAGCUAAAAAUGACUGUAAACUUGUCAAGUUUGAAUGGAAAAAAUACAGAGUUAAAUGAAGAACAAGAAGUUAUUUCAAACUUGGAGACAAAUCAAGUGCAGGAAAUUUCAUUUUCUUCUAAUAAUGAAGUAAAAAAUAAGAUUGAGGUGCCAGAAAACAAUGCCAAUCAUGGUAAAAGCUCAUCCCUCUUACCUCAUAAAGAACACUGUAUAGUUGAUAAUGGUCUUAUUCCUCCUACACCCAUUCCAACAUCUGCUUGUAAGCUGACAUUUCCGGGGAUUCUUGAAACAUCUGUAAACCUUUGGAAAACUAAUACUGUUUUACAACCUGGUGCAAGUUAUUUACUUGGCUCACCUUCAGAUAUUAAGAACCACGAUUUAAGUCCAGAGAGAAAUGGGUUCAAAGACAACAGCCCUAUUAAUGACACAAGCUUUUCACUUCAGUUGUCACAGAAUGGAUUACAGUUAACUCCAGCCUCAAGCAGUUCAGAAAGUUUGGCCAUAAUUGAUGUAGCAAGUGACCGAAAUCUUUUUCAAACAUUCAUUAAAGAGUGGCGAUGCAAAAAGCAAUUUUCCAUCUCACUGGCUUGUGAAAAGAUUAGAAGUUUAACAUCUUCUAAAACUGCUACUAUUGGUGGUAGGUUUAAGCAAGAUAGCUCACCUCAGGAAACUCCUAUUAGAGAUUAUGGAUUUCCUGUUAAAGGCUGUGAUGACAUCUUGGUGGUUGGACUGGCAGUAUGCUGGGGUGGAAGGGAUGCCUAUUAUUUUUCAUUGCAGAAGGAACAAAAGCAUUCUGAAAUUAGUGCCAGUUUGGUUCCACCUUCUCUUGAUCCAAGCCUGACUUUGAAAGACAGGAUUUGGCACCUUCAAUCUUGCUUGCAGAAGGAAUCUGAUGAAGAACGUUCCGUUGUCAUCUAUGACUUCAUCCAGAGCUAUAAAAUUCUUCUUCUUUCUUGUGGCAUCUCCUUGGAGCAAAGUUAUGAAGAUCCAAAGGUGGCAUGCUGGUUACUAGAUCCAGAUUCUCAGGAGCCGACUCUUCAUAGCAUAGUUACCAGUUUUCUUCCUCAUGAGCUUCUACUCCUAGAAGGGAUGGAGACCAGCCAAGGGAUUCAAAGCCUGGGGCUGAAUGCUGGCAGUGAGCAUUCUGGGCGAUAUAGAGCAUCUGUGGAGUCCAUUCUCGUCUUUAACUCUAUGAAUCAACUCAACUCUUUGUUGCAGAAGGAAAAUCUUCAAGAUGUUUUCUGCAAAGUGGAAAUGCCCUCUCAGUACUGCUUGGCCUUGCUAGAACUAAAUGGAAUAGGCUUCAGUACUGCAGAAUGUGAAAGUCAGAAACACAUACUGCAAGCCAAGCUGGAUGCAAUUGAGACCCAGGCCUAUCAACUAGCUGGCCACAGUUUUUCUUUCACCAGUUCGGAUGACAUUGCUGAGGUUUUAUUUUUGGAAUUGAAGUUGCCCCCAAAUGGAGAGAUGAAAAACCAAGGCAGCAAGAAAACUCUGGGUUCUACGAGAAGAGGGAGUGACAGUGGACGCAAGCUAAGGCUGGGAAGACAGUUCAGCACUAGUAAGGAUGUUUUAAAUAAAUUAAAGGCAUUACAUCCUUUACCAGGCUUGAUAUUAGAAUGGAGAAGAAUCACUAAUGCUAUUACCAAAGUGGUCUUUCCUCUUCAGCGGGAAAAGCGUCUUAAUCCUUUUCUUGGAAUGGAAAGAAUCUAUCCUGUGUCACAGUCGCACACUGCUACAGGACGAAUAACCUUUACAGAACCAAAUAUUCAGAAUGUGCCAAGAGAUUUUGAAAUCAAAAUGCCAACACUAGUAGGAGAAAGCCCACCUUCUCAAGCUGUAGGCAAAGGCCUACUUCCUAUGGGCAGAGGAAAAAAUAAAAAGGGUUGGAGCCUGAACCGUGGAUGCCAGACACAGAUGGACGAGAGAGCUGCAGACAGAGGAAUGCCGUUUUCAGUUAGCAUGCGACAUGCCUUUGUGCCUUUUCCAGGUGGUUUAAUACUGGCUGCUGACUACUCUCAGCUUGAACUGCGGAUCUUGGCUCAUUUAUCCCACGAUUGUCGUCUCAUUCAAGUGUUAAACACUGGAGCUGAUGUUUUCAGGAGCAUUGCAGCAGAAUGGAAGAUGAUUGAGCCAGAGUCUGUUGGGGAUGAUCUGAGGCAGCAGGCAAAGCAGAUUUGCUAUGGAAUCAUUUAUGGAAUGGGAGCUAAGUCUUUGGGAGAGCAGAUGGGCAUUAAAGAAAAUGAUGCUGCUUGCUAUAUAGACUCCUUCAAAUCCAGAUACACAGGGAUUAACCAAUUCAUGAGAGAGACAGUGAAGAAUUGUAAAAGAGAUGGGUUUGUUCAGACCAUUUUGGGAAGACGUAGAUAUUUGCCAGGAAUCAAAGACAACAACCCUUAUCAUAAAGCUCAUGCUGAGCGUCAAGCUAUCAACACAACAGUCCAAGGAUCAGCAGCUGAUAUUGUCAAAAUAGCCACAGUUAACAUUCAGAAGCAAUUAGAGACCUUCCACUCAACCUUCAAAUCCCAUGGUCAUCGAGAGGGUAUGCUCCAAAGUGACCAAACAGGAUUGUUACCAAAGAGAAAACUGCAAGGGAUGUUCUGCCCAGUCAGAGGAGGCUUCUUCAUCCUUCAACUCCACGAUGAACUCUUAUAUGAAGUGGCAGAGGAAGAUGUUGUUCAGGUAGCUCAGAUUGUCAAGAAUGAAAUGGAAAGUGCUGUAAAACUGUCUGUAAAGUUGAAAGUGAAAGUGAAAAUAGGUGCCAGCUGGGGAGAGCUGAAGGACUUUGAUAUAUAACUGUGCUGUUGAUGAAGUCCUCCCAAGGAAGCCUAUGCAGAUAUACUCACCUGGAAAGAACAGAGAUGACACUUUCACCUACUUCAGGAAAACAAACUUUCAAGUCUUCAUAGACUUACCAUAGUAAUUUUAUAGUGAGAGUUUCAAACUAUGUAUCAGGGUCUUUGUAGCAUCAAAAACUUACGGGGGUUAGGGGAAGUGAAAUACCAAGUAUAAUAGUUACACUCACUUUCAAAGAGCAUCUAUGAAUUUGCCUUUUGUAAUUUACCGUGGCUUUAAACAUAUUCAGAACAGAUGUUUGAAAUAUGCACUUGGCACUUUGGCUCCACAUCUGUCUGGGUAAACCAUGAAGAAAAUGAAGCUGCUGCCUCUGCUGACCCUGACAGGAGCCAUAGGUGGAUAAAGAUUUGGUUUCACCCUGGUGGUGGUAGGCAUUGUGUGUGACUUCUUUCCCCUCUAAUAUCACUUUUAGAGUACUGAAAUCGUAUUUUACAAUAGUAUUGGCUAAUAAAUUAUUUACUCUAUAAAGCGGUAAGACUUGGUAUGGCUGGAGUCUAGGAAUGAAUAUUCAUGAAAUGUAUCUUACUGCUUUUCCUUCCCUAAUUCAUACAAUGAAUGUAUUUGGAAUACUUAUAAAAUAAACUAAACCUCUUCAAGAGUUAUCCUGUUCUAUAAGAUCAGAUGUUUUUAUUGCAGGUAAAUAUAAUACUGCCAGAGAUGGAAAAUACCCCCUUAUCAGUACCUUAGUGCCUCUAUUUGUGGCAUGGUGAGAAAAUCUAUGCUGAAAAGAUUAUACUUUGUAAUCUCAAUCAGAGGUAUGGAGCUGAUCUUGCUGUUUAAAUAAAAUGAAUUCAUGGGAAA